AUGGUCCUUGCUGAUGGCCUGCCUCUGUGCAUCUACUCCCUCCUGUUGUCUGCAGUGUCUACUCCUGAUCUCCUUGCCCUGAGAGGUCUGCCUCCUACAGCCAAGGAGGUCAUUGCAAAAGACAUUGCACACAACUAUGUUUCUGAAGCCAAGAGACCCUCUGUAGGAACUGUCGCAGCAUCUGUAUCAUGUGACAAUCAGUGCCACAGCUACCUACCUGAUGCCCAGGCACAGUCUCUGCUUUUGACAGAAAUGUCCUGGUUCCGAGGGAAAGGUCACCAGAGCAAAAAGAUACUCCUCCUGGGUUCUGACCCGCUGUUUCCUUCCCUGGACCGCUCCCCAGGCGGGCACGCGGACACUUCACCGCGCGCAGUCCCAGCCGCGCAGCCGGCGCCCCCUCCAGGCGACACCGCCCACCCGCGGUGGCCCCGAGAGGCCAGAGGCAAGGCCCUUCAAGGGUGCUGCGAGCCCGCUGGGUGCUGUGCUUCGCCUUCACUCCCCCGAGCUAAGGCGAGCCGCCGCCCGGCUCCCCCAGUCGCUGCAACCGCCUUGCCCCGCGCUGUGUCAUCAGGAAAUGCGGCUUCUCGUCACAGUGCCCAGAAUACGGGACUGGGGGGGAGGAGGAGAUGGGUCGUGCCGCUGAGAUGCUGGGGUUUGUUGUAUUCGGGCAGUUCGAGUGCAUUCUGCAAGGAGGAGGCAGAUGGGGAGAGGCUGGAGAGAUGGAGGCGCCUCUGGUUAAAAGCCACCGCGCGGAGCGUGCGGCGAUCCCCCGGGACUCCUGCCGCGUCCCCGUCCCCGUCCCCGUCGCCGGCGGCCUCGCGCUCCUGGCCUUCCAAGACUAGGCGAGCCUGGCGCCGAGCCGUCUCAGCUCCCGGGAAAAGCCCGAUCCCGCCGGGCACCUGCUACCGCAGCCGGUCCCUGCGCUCUCCGCGGCGGGCAGAGGAUGAGCUGCGGGGGUCCAAACCACUAGUCACUCCAAAGGAGUGUCCAUGGCCACUGAAUGUUUCCAGAAGACGUGGCGCUGCACCAAAAGCAGACAGGUAAACACCUUUACAUAUCAGCAUUAUGAUGGUUC
Molecule: messenger RNA, 1075 nt
Organism: Mustela lutreola (European mink)
Lineage: Eukaryota; Metazoa; Chordata; Mammalia; Carnivora; Mustelidae
Product: histone H1.11R-like
Exons: 5
Coding region: 1-1044 (347 amino acids)
Source: RefSeq, a predicted model, not a curated record